Molecule: messenger RNA, 1861 nt
Organism: Plasmodium vivax (malaria parasite P. vivax)
Lineage: Eukaryota; Apicomplexa; Aconoidasida; Haemosporida; Plasmodiidae
Product: ribonucleoside-diphosphate reductase small chain, putative
Exons: 1
Coding region: 495-1544 (349 amino acids)
Biological process (GO): deoxyribonucleotide biosynthetic process
Molecular function (GO): oxidoreductase activity
Source: RefSeq, a predicted model, not a curated record
CCUUUUGUACGUUUGUAUGUUUGUAUUUUUGCAUUUUUGCAUUUUUUCAUUUUUGCAUUUUUGCAUUUUUGCAUUUUUGCAUUUUUGCAUUUUCGCAAUUUCGUAUUUUUUCACUCUCUCACUUCCACGUCGGCAAAAGCUCCUUUUCCACGUCGCGUGCAGCAUCCCUGUGCAAAAAAAAAAAAUAAAAGAGUGCUUUUGUAGCAAGCAUAUGAUAAGUGUGCCCUUUUUUUUUACUAUAAUAUUUUUAUUACAAUUUUUUUAUUGCAAUUUUUUUUUUUUUCUGCUCGCGCUUGUGUAUACCUCCUUGUGUUGGCCUAUUCCCUUUGCUCGCUUGGCAAUUUGAUGAUCCACCCGCGCGGUAGUGUACUUGCAUACGGUGUGUUAGGAUACUCCCCACGUUGAGUGUAUUCCUAUUGAGUUAACCCCUUUGUGUGUAGCCCUUUGUGUGUACCACCUUUUUUUUCCCCCCCUCCUGAGUCAAUUUCCCACAAAUGGCGGACGUGCUGAACAUUUCCAAAAUCCCCAUUUUUUCGAAAAAGGAAAAAAAAUUUAGCGAUUUGCAGAAGAGCAAAGAGGCCAAUGAGAAGAUCCUGAGCAAAGAGACGGACCGAUUUACGCUGUACCCCAUUUUGUACCCAGACGUUUGGGAUUUUUACAAAAAGGCGGAGGCGUCCUUCUGGACGGCCGAGGAAAUUGACUUGUCCAGCGAUUUAAAAGAUUUCGAAAAAUUAAAUGAUAAUGAAAAACAUUUCAUAAAACACGUGUUGGCCUUCUUUGCAGCCAGUGAUGGAAUUGUUUUGGAAAAUCUAGCGAGCAAAUUUUUACGCCAAGUGAAAAUAACCGAGGCAAAGAAAUUUUACGCCUUCCAAAUUGCUGUAGAGAAUAUCCAUUCGGAGACAUACAGCUUGUUGAUUGACAAUUACAUAAAAGACGAGAAGGAGAGAAUGAAUCUCUUUCACGCGAUUGAAAACAUCCCCGCUGUGAAAAACAAAGCUUUGUGGGCAGCCAAAUGGAUAAAUGAUACCAACUCUUUUGCAGAAAGGAUAGUAGCCAAUGCAUGUGUGGAGGGCAUCCUAUUUAGUGGGAGCUUCUGUGCCAUCUUUUGGUUUAAGAAGCAGAACAAAUUGCACGGACUCACCUUCAGUAAUGAGUUAAUUAGCCGAGAUGAAGGGCUCCACACAGAUUUUAACUGCCUCAUUUAUAGUCUCCUCGAAAAUAAACUACCUGAAGAAGUGGUUCAAAAUAUUGUGAAAGAGGCCGUAGAGGUGGAGCGCUCUUUUAUUUGCGAAUCAUUGCCCUGUGACUUGAUUGGAAUGAACUCAAGACUGAUGUCUCAGUACAUAGAAUUCGUGGCGGACAGAUUGUUAGAGUGUCUGGGGUCUCCCAAAAUAUUCCACGCGAAGAACCCCUUCAACUGGAUGGACCUCAUUUCUCUGCAGGGCAAAACCAACUUUUUCGAGAAGCGGGUCGCCGACUAUCAGAAGUCGGGGGUCAUGGCGCAGAGGAAGGACCAGGUCUUUUGCCUCAACAGCGACUUCUAGGGGGGGAGCGCUUACGGGCAAAGGGUAGACUGGUAGAAGCGUAGAAGUGUAGACCUUCAGAAGCGUAGGCGCCAUUUGCCCCGACGGCCCAUAUGCAUGCUUCGCCACGCUUAUGCGUGCGGCGCCACCCUGCAUGACGAUGCCCCCUUUUCAACACCCCUGCUGUGUUGCCAUGCACAUGUGUUUCUCCCAAUUGUGCCGGCGAGCGAAGCGGGGAAAGCGGUUUCUUUCGCCACAUCCCUUCACUUGGCUCGUUCUUUGUUUACAGUGACGAACACGGAAACGAACUAUGCUUCUUGAAAUGUGAAAAGAUGAAG